Molecule: messenger RNA, 3015 nt
Organism: Lucilia cuprina (Australian sheep blowfly)
Lineage: Eukaryota; Metazoa; Arthropoda; Insecta; Diptera; Calliphoridae
Gene: beta-Man
Product: beta-mannosidase
Exons: 11
Coding region: 95-2821 (908 amino acids)
Biological process (GO): glycoprotein catabolic process
Molecular function (GO): beta-mannosidase activity
Source: RefSeq, a predicted model, not a curated record
UCGAAACAUGAUAAAUUUGUAUACAAAUUGCACAAGAAGUGUUAAGUAAAAAUAGAAAAUUGGAAAUAAAAAACAAUUUAAAUUAGACAAAAAAAUGGAAUUAAAAAAUAAAUUUAUUAUAAUUUACGACAUUGUUUACGCAGUGAUUCUUCUAAUAUGUUUACCCAAUGAAUGUUUCACGGAUUCGGUAAAUUAUGUGAAUUUAAAUAGAUAUUGGACAUUAAAAAAUCAAAAUCAUUCCAUAAUUAAAACGGAUAUUACAGUGCCGUCCGGUGUCUAUUCUGCUCUAUAUGGAGAACAAGUGCUGGAUUCCUACAAUGAUGUUAACUUAAGAUGGAUUUCAUAUGAUAAUUGGACUUACACUAAUACUUUUUCAAUACAUCCUACUGAAUUGAAAUCGUUGCGAUUUGUUAAUCUAACAUUUCAUGGUAUUGAUACUGUGGCUGAGAUACGUUUAAAUCAUUACCUUUUGGGUAGAACAGAUAAUAUGUUUGUACGCUACAGUUAUGAAAUAACAAAAAUCUUAAGGGCCGAAAAUUUACUAGAGGUAGAAAUUAAAUCACCCAUUUAUGCUGCUCUACAGAAAGCCAAUGACUUUAAAGAGAACAAUUUUACUAUACCACCGAAUUGUCCGAAUCAACGUUAUCAUGGAGAGUGUCAUAUGAAUAUGUUGCGCAAAAUGCAGGCCAGUUUUGCUUGGGAUUGGGGUUUGGCAGCGCCUUCAAUGGGUAUAUGGAAAUCAGUGGUAUUAGAGUAUUAUGAUAUUGCUAUAAUGCGUGAUGUUGAUGUGGCCUUAAGACAUAAUCAAACACAUUGGAAUAUGAAUGUCAGAGUAUUUAUUGAUUGUAAUGGCCAGAGAGACUUUAGGGCCGAACUGACAUUUUAUGCAGUUGAAUUACUAAAAGAAGCUUUGGUUAUCAAUAAAGUGAUAAGUUAUAAAGCUCCAAUGAUAAUGUUUGAUCUGGCUAUACCAAUUGAACAAAUAACUCUUUGGUGGCCUAAUGGUUUUGGUGAUCAAAAACUAUAUCCCUUACAUUUCACUUUAAAAGCCUGGUGGAAUAAAGCCAAUUCUAGCUUACGUGAUAAGAUUAUUUCACAAAAAUCUAUACGAAUAGGUUUUAGAACAAUAGAGUUAGUAGAGGAACCUGUGGCUGGGGGUACUGGCAAUACGUUUCUAUUUAAAGUCAAUGGUAAAGAAAUAUUUAUGAAGGGCAGUAAUUAUAUACCGAGUCAUAUAUUACCAGAAUUCAGCAGCGAUAAGACUAGAAUCAAGCACCUCCUUCAAGCAGCGAAAGAUACACAUCAAAAUAUGAUACGCGUCUGGGGAGGUGGUAUAUACGAAUCAGAUGAUUUCUAUGAUAUCGCCGAUUCAUUGGGUAUUUUAAUUUGGCAAGAUAUGAUGUUUGCAUGUGCUAUGUAUCCAGCAACUGAAGAAUUUUUAGCUUCCGUAAGAGAAGAGGUCUUACAAAAUGCCAAAAGAAUUGGACAUCAUGCAAGUGUGGCAAUUUUUGCAGCAAAUAAUGAAAAUGAAGUUGCCUUAGCACAAAAUUGGUAUCAAACAUUUUUGCAUUUAGACAAAUAUAAAGCAGAUUAUAGACAAUUGUAUUUGGCUACAGUGAUACAUGAACUCAAAGUAUUGGAUUAUCCUACCAGACCAAGACCUUUAGUAUCAUCCCCUUCAAAUGGUAAAGAAGAGGAGAAAGAGAAUUAUAUUUCAGCGGACCCACAAAAUCCUAAUUAUGGUGAUGUUCACUUUUAUGACAUUUUCAAAGACGCCUGGAGUCCAAACAUAUAUCCCCGUCCUAGAUUUGCUUCUGAAUAUGGUUUUCAAUCGUUGCCUUCUGUGACAUCUUGGCUUAGAACUUUAAAUGAUUCAGAUAAUUUAGAGAGUCUGGUGCAACAUAGACAACAUCAUCCGUUGGGCAUGUUGGCCAUAACCGGUUUAGUUAGACGUCAUUUUCCUUUGCCAUUGCCAGAAGAUCCCAAUUAUAUGGAAGCUUUAGUUUAUUUCAGUCAAAUUUCUCAAGCUAUGGCAAUAAAAAUCGAAACCGAAAUGUAUCGCAGUUUACGUGAUACUCAACACAGAACUAUGGGUGCUUUAUAUUGGCAAUUAAAUGAUGUAUGGGUGGCACCUUCUUGGUCUUCGAUAGAUUUUUAUGGAAAUUAUAAGAUAUUGCAUUACUGGUCUAAAGAUUUUUUGGCUCCUAUAGCUAUAGUGGCAUUGUUUGAUUCCGAAACUCAAUCAUUAAAUGUUUCACUGAUAUGUGAUCACUUUGAGGUGGAUACUAAAGAUUUAUUAGUUACUUUGAACAUUUACAAAUGGACGGAAUUGUUCCCCAAGGAAACACUACAAUGGCCAGCUAUUUUGAAACCCAAUGGUGUCCAUUAUGACAAAGUUAUACCCAUAACCGAUGUCAUUAAGGAUCCCUUUGAUAGCAGCAAUUGCUUUUUAGAAUUCAUAUUGCAACAAAAUAACGAACAUUUGGCCCGCACGUUUUAUUUCCCUGGUACUUUUACACAAUUGGUUAAAGAUCCUGGUUUAGAGCUUAAAAUUACUCACACAAAUUUGUGUAAAACUACACCAAGCGUUAAAAUGAAUAGUUAUAGUUUAACAUUAACAACAAAAUAUCCGGCUGCAUUCGUUUAUCUGGAUCUUAUACCGAAUCAGUAUAAUAUAACAAAAUAUUCAUUUUCACAUAAUGGUUUUAUGCUGGUAUCUCCUAUAAUGGUUUUAUAUUUGGAGAUCGAAGCUGAACAGUGUAUUGAUAAAUUAAAUAAGAAUGAUAUUAAAAUAUUAACAGUUAAUCAAUUUAGAUUAUAAUAUUAGUUUUAGAUAUUUAUUUUUCUUUUAAUAUUUAUAAACUUAGCUUAAUAUCUCAAAUAUUAUUAUGAGAUAUUUAAAACUAAAUAUUACACGCAUUUUAGAAUAAUUUUAUAGUUUACUAUGUUGUGUACAUACUACCAAAUAUUUAAUAAAAUUUUUUAAAAUCGGUUAUGCAUUUAUAAAAUUCUCAG